CAUUCCGGAAUUCAAAUAGCCGAACGAAGCAGAUUCAUUUGUGUGGAAUCGAGGUGGUGCGGCACGAGGCAGCCACAGUCAGUUGUCUUCCUCGCUUGGAGAAGGCAGGAUACAGCAGCGGCACCAGUAUAAGUGGUCAUCUUCCUUAAUAUGGAGUGUGUGGUUUGCCAGGAUGACUUCAAUGCGGAUUCGAAAGUGCCUCGCGUACUGUCGUGUGGGCACACGGCUUGUGCUCAAUGCGUGAAGCUGAUGCUGAUCCACUCAACAGGAGGCACCCUUGUUUGUGUUGUGUGCAAACUGCCUCACUACGCUCUAGUCGUGAGUCCUUUGCAAGUCCCAUACAACUUCGCACUACUUGAUAUAAUGUUUGCCCACGUUAGGGGAAGCACCGCCAUGCAAGGAAGAGGUGCUGGUGUUAUGGUGGUGCCUGGCACUCGUGGAGGCCUGCAGGGUUUCGGUUCCGUUGUUCCUGGCCAUGGACCAGCCCUCCCUGGGGGUGCUCCUCCUCCUCUCGUGGCUCCCCAUGGGCGGGGGGGUGUAGUUACGGAGUGGCCUGUCGGACGGGCGAGGGGAGGAGGACCCCAUGGGCGUGGUCCCCCCCUGCCUCCUAGGGGCCCGCUACUUCCAACUCCACUGACACCCCUUGAACAAAUACGGGCAGCUGCAGAAGAUUCCCCUCCUCCACUCUCUUCAUCCACUUCAUCUUCUGAUUAUUAUGACGAUGAAGACGAGGACGUAACGCUGUGUCCCAACAGGCACCGUCAGCUGAAUGCCCCCACGGCUAUUGGUAACAAGUUCACGGUGACGCUCCAGCAGUCCCCCGGCAUGGUGUGGUAUGGUGGACAACUCAUGGACGGUAACAAGAUGACCUUUGCUUUCAACGACCCGAACCAAGGGAGUGCAAGCACGCCAAGUCAGGGCUCGGGCGCCGAACCUUUUGAAGAUCCAGAUGAAGACGCCAUCUUUGAUUACGUGCCUAUCUUGGGGCCGAAAACGUACCGCUAGUCGUCUGUGGACGCUGGUCUGAGGUGGCAGCAAGAACACGAGACUGCAUGCAACACAACACAAGGACCGCUGCUGAUUUUUAUCAUACUUUUGGUUUUAAGACUUUGUAGAAGUUUUGUAGAAGUUUUAAGGCAAUUUCUAUCAUUGCUAACUAUCAUUGCUCUACUUAGCCAUUACAGCUAGUAUUGAGCUGUUCUGUGUUGACUAUGUUGACUAUCGACUACCAUAGCAACGAUCAUAAUGACUGUUGACUAUCGACUACCAUAGCAACAAUCAUAAUGACUAUCAUAGUGCAUUUUACCGUUUUAAAGUUAUCUUUGUAGUGUGGUGUUGCCAUUUGUAGUGUGGUGUUGCCAGACUUGCUAAAGCAUAUUUAGAUUUGCUAAAGCAUGUAUUUCAAUGAAUGGCUUGUUAAUGUACGUGUGAUAUACAUGUGUGUGACAUACAUGUGACUGAGUUGCCCAGUAAAAGUACGAUUUUA
Molecule: messenger RNA, 1486 nt
Organism: Scylla paramamosain (green mud crab)
Lineage: Eukaryota; Metazoa; Arthropoda; Malacostraca; Decapoda; Portunidae
Exons: 2
Coding region: 151-1005 (284 amino acids)
Biological process (GO): protein ubiquitination
Molecular function (GO): ubiquitin protein ligase activity
Source: RefSeq, a predicted model, not a curated record